This is a messenger RNA of Copidosoma floridanum, 1772 nucleotides long. RefSeq names its product sorting and assembly machinery component 50 homolog. Gene Ontology annotation, cellular component: outer membrane. NCBI's taxonomy places the organism in Eukaryota, Metazoa, Arthropoda, Insecta, Hymenoptera, Encyrtidae. Gene Ontology annotation, biological process: protein insertion into mitochondrial outer membrane; mitochondrial respiratory chain complex assembly. The record is from RefSeq and is a predicted model, not a curated record.
UCUACACCAGAAGGAGUAGAAGUCACGUUCAAAGUCCACGAAUUAAAACGUAUAAUGGGAAGUAUAAACACGAUGGUUGGAAAUAAUGAAGCAUCGCUUCUCGUUGGGGCAAAAUCACCAAAUUUGUUUGGUAGAGGAGAAAGACUCCAAGUAGACUAUUCAUAUGGCCAUAAAAAUUCAUCAAACAUAAAUAUCUCUGCCAUGAAGCCAUUUUACACUGGCCGUCUAAGUAAAGUAUUAACAGCAAGCGUGUACAAUACUUCGACAGAAUUCCCAUGGUCAGGGUACAGAGAAAACGACAAAGGCUUUUUAUUAGAUUUUGCAUUCGACUCAAACGAAUCUGGUACUUUUAAACACAAUCUUCAGUAUGAGGGUAUUGUAAGAGAUUUAUCAGCAACUAAACAAGCAACUUUUAAAGUACGAGAACAAUGUGGGCCAACGUUAAAGUCAUCUCUCAGGCACAUCUGUACAGUCGAUAAAAGAGAUGAAAAAAUAUUCCCAUCUUAUGGAACACUUGUCCAAUGCACCACGGAGGUAGCUGGACUUGGUGGGAAUAUUGGCUUUGUCAAAAACGAACUAGCUUUUCAAACUAAUUAUUCACCCGUUGAUAGUCUUACAUUUCAAUUGGCUGCUCAAACUGGUUUUCUUAGAGGAAUUAACAAUGACAUGCAUAUUACUAUUGCUGACAACUUUUUCCUUGGAGGACCUAUGAAUGUUAGAGGUUUUGAAAUAAGAGGCUGUGGACCCAGAGAGGAAGGAUUUUCUCUUGGAGGAAACACAUAUUGGGCUGCAGCUCUUCAUUUUUAUAGUCCACUGCCAUUUAGACCAGGAAAAAAUACUUUCGGCAAUCUUUUCAGGUUGCACGGUUUUGUAAAUGGAGGCAACGUCAAUAAUGCCACCAUAAAAUUAGGUGGAACCUAUGAAGAAAACUUGAAGAUAUUAACAGAGAAUGUUCGUUGCACAGCUGGCUGUGGCGUCGCGAUGAAGAUAGGAAACAUAGCAAGAAUCGAACUAAACUUUUGUGUUCCCUUAAAACUCUUGAGAACUGAUGUAUUUCAGCAAGUGCAACUAGGUUUGGGUGUUCAGUAUUUAUAAAAUCGAUUUUGUACUUCGAUAGACACGGAUAAAUUGUCGCAAUUUGAUUCUUACUUAACUUAUUUUUGUAAGAGUCAUUAAAAACUUUUGUAAAUUUAUUUAUUUGUUAAUCCAAAUCUUGUUUUUUGUUUUAAUUGUAUAAAAAAAUAACUAAAGUUUGAUUUCUACAAAUUGAAAAUUUAAGGAUCACCCGAAUCUUUUCAUGAAUGUUGAAGAAAUUAGUUUCAUCUAUUAUGUUAUGACGUACGAUUUUGAUAAAUUACAUAAAUACGGAGUAUAAAAUUUCUCUAAAGAUUUAAGUAAGUCUUUUGUGCUGCAACAUACUAAGAAAAUUUCGUUGGAAUUAAAGAACGAUAAAAUUAUUGAAUUAGUAAAUACGUUGAGCAAAAAAGUGCUGUUUCGCAAUGACUUAGCUUUGUUAAACAUCUAAAAGAAUUGGGUUACAUCUAAAAAAUACUUCAAUGAAGUGUAUUAAUGUGAAAAUCUGUUAAACAAUGUGUUAAAUCAAACUGUAAUGUACAGCAUAAAUAUAGUACGGUAUAUUUUAAACUUGUUAUUUUCAUUGAUUUUUUUGAGAAAUCUAUGGGAGCCAAAAGUUACAUCUAAAACUCAGUAGCUUGCAUCAUGCUACCGAGAUGUAAUAGACAUCCAAUUACAACUAAUUAUAUUUACUUGCG